Molecule: messenger RNA, 618 nt
Organism: Pipistrellus nathusii (Nathusius's pipistrelle)
Lineage: Eukaryota; Metazoa; Chordata; Mammalia; Chiroptera; Vespertilionidae
Source: the annotation of a GenBank genome assembly
AUGGCGCGGCAGCUGGCCCGGGAGCAGGGCAUCACCCUGCGCGGCAGCGCCGACAUCGUGGCCGAGUUCUUCUCGUUUGGCAUCAACAGCAUUCUGUAUCAGCGCGGCAUCUACCCGUCCGAGACCUUCACCCGCGUGCAGAAGUACGGCCUCACCCUGCUGGUCACCACGGACCCCGCGCUCAUGCAGUACCUGAGCAACGUGGUGGAGCAGCUGAAAGACUGGCUGUACAAGUGCUCGGUGCAGAAGCUGGUGGUGGUCAUCUCCAACAUCGAAGACGGGGAGGUCCUGGAAAGGUGGCAGUUUGACAUUGAGUGCGACAAGACGGCCAGAGAGGACAGUGCGCCCAGAGAGAAGUCUCAGAAAGCCAUCCAGGACGAGAUCCGCUCGGUGAUCAGACAGAUCACGGCCACCGUGACCUUCCUGCCGCUGCUAGAAGCUUCCUGUUCCUUUGACCUGCUGAUCUACACAGACAAAGACUUGGUUGUCCCUGAAAAGUGGGAAGAGUCUGGACCCCAGUUCAUUGCCAAUUCCGAGCAAGUCCGCCUGCGUUCCUUCACGACGACCAUCCACAAAGUGAACAGCAUGGUGGCCUACAAGAUCCCUGUCACCGACUGA